This is a messenger RNA of Drosophila takahashii, 882 nucleotides long. Its product is annotated as mitochondrial magnesium exporter 1-like. NCBI's taxonomy places the organism in Eukaryota, Metazoa, Arthropoda, Insecta, Diptera, Drosophilidae. Gene Ontology annotation, molecular function: O-acyl-L-carnitine transmembrane transporter activity. Gene Ontology annotation, biological process: mitochondrial transport; carnitine transmembrane transport. Gene Ontology annotation, cellular component: mitochondrial envelope. The record is from RefSeq and is a predicted model, not a curated record.
AUGGAGGGUACGGAGCUCGCCACGGAAAAUAAAUCAAAUCCUUUUAAGUCCUUUAUAGCGGGUGGCGUGGGUGGAAUGUGCAUGGUGCUCGUCGAACAUCCCUUGGACACAAUAAAGGUUCGCCUUCAAACCAUGCCAAUGUAUAAGGGAGUUGUAGAUUGUACGGCCCAGAUCUUUCGCCAAGAGGGUUUCCGUGGAUUUUACAAAGGAGUAACUGCUCCCCUGAUGGCGUUGACUCCCAUCUUUGCCGUGGACUUAGCGGUCUAUGCUGCGGGAAAGCGAUUUUUCCAAAAGGACGACCACUGCAGGCUCACCUAUACGGAGAUCUUCAUCGCCGGAGGCGUGGCCGGCGUUUGUUCCGCCCUCGUCCAAGUGCCCAGCGAUCGGAUAAAGAUUCUCCUGCAGACACAGUCCGUGACCAGAGGACCACAACUCUAUAAUGGAACCAUGGACACAGCCGUAAAGCUUUAUAAGCAAGGUGGGAUUAGGAGCCUUUUCAAAGGAACCUGUGCCUGCAUUCUGAGAGAUUGGCCCAACGGAAUUUAUUAUGUGACCUACGAGUUCCUCCAGGAAUUGGCCAGAAAGAAUUCCAAGACUGGGCAGAUCAGCGCCACUUCAACGAUUAUUUCUGGCGGAACGGCUGGAAUUGUGUUUUGGGCCUUGGCCGUACCCAUCGACGUACUUAAGAGCCGCCUUCAGUCUGCACCAGACGGCACUUACAAGCACGGCAUUCGAAGCGUUUUCCGAGAACUAAUGGCCACAGAAGGUCCCAAAUCUCUAUUCCGCGGAAGUGUCCCCAUUUUACUAUUAGCGUUUCCCUCCGUCGCCGCAUUUUUCUGUGGCGUGGAGCUAACCAAUGCUUUAUUAAAAUCGAAGACUUAA